This is a messenger RNA of Pseudogymnoascus verrucosus, 536 nucleotides long. RefSeq lists its product as uncharacterized. The record is from RefSeq and is a predicted model, not a curated record. Bases 56 to 367 code for a protein of 103 amino acids. NCBI's taxonomy places the organism in Eukaryota, Fungi, Ascomycota, Leotiomycetes, Thelebolales, Thelebolaceae. The transcript has a single exon.
GUCUCCUAAGAACUCCCUAAAGGCCGCCUAAGGGCCGUCUAUAGAUCACCUAGGCAUGAUUUACGACGAUCCAUUCCCAACCGAUGCUCUCCCUAUGGACAACCCAGACAUUAUUUAUGGGCAGACAUGGUCAGUUCAACGGUUAACCUAUACCUUCUCUUCCGGCCUAUACGACUCUCAACGGCCUCUACGGCCUCUCUAUGGACAACCUCAAGAACCCAAACAUCUACCCUCGAAUCUCUCUACCUUCUCUAUGGACAACCCAUACUUUUACAAUAUUCAAAAGUGUAAAAUGUACAUCACCUGUGGAUUAUCCUUCGACGAUCUAUGGAUUAAUCUAAAUCCUCCCUAUUCUCCCCCCACGUGAAAUGCGGCAUAAUGUCGCUAUACCAUGCCACUCUAUAGGGCAUAGUCGUCUUCUCGGCGCUGCCUUGUACUUAUCUUAACCAUACAGAUAGCCUCGUCAUUGCCCGAAAUGGCUUGGUCACCUUUUUCCCUCGGACAUUAUCUUUUAGCCCGCUUUCACUUUUUCGUCC